UCUGUCAGAUCUGACUCUUGAACAAACUAGUUUUGGAGAGGGGAGCAGCAACAGGCUCAUGAGAACAGGUAGGAACAUGUUCUCUCUCACACACAGAGACUUAUGAUUUCCUGUAAAUGCUGCGGGUAGGAACCUGCCGCUGAGAUUAUUCAGUCCGUUCAGACUCCAUUUUGAGUGGACAGAUGAAGGAAAGCUGAAGGCUGAGGCAGGUUUUCCUUCAGGUGGACAGUACUGCCUGAUUUUAGCAGGGAACCAUGAUGACUGCAGAGGACCUUUUGAACACUCUGGAGGAUUUAAGAGAGGAGGAAUUUACAAAGUUCAAAUGGUAUCUGAAGCAGCGUGACUUCCUGGGAGACUACCAGACCAUCAAAGAGUGCGAUCUGGAAAAGGCAGACAGGUUGAAAACAGUGGAACUGAUCGUGAACGCCUAUAAACCUCAUGGAGCUCUAGAGGUGACCAAGAAGGUUUUAGAGAAGAUACCCAGGAAUGACCUGCUGCAGAGUCUGCCAGACACCAGCUCAGGACCAGAAGUGUCAGUGGAGGUCAGUGACGUUGGAGGGAACAGAGGACCUUCCUCCUCUCAGUGUGAAGGUACAGCUGCUGGAUUCUCUGAUGUGAUUGUUCCAGAACCAGAGCCACAACCCAUCUCAUAUUACAAACACUUGCUUCAGUCAAACCUCCAGGAUAAGUUUAUGUGUGCACAAGAGGGGUGGGCACAGAAGAAGGAUGAGCAGCAUCUGGAUGAAAUCUUCACACAGCUGUACAUCACAGCUGGAGCUAACGUACACAUUAACACACAGCAUGAGGUCAGGCAGAUUGAGGCUGUGGUGAAGCCAGCUGAAACAGAGAAACCAAUUGAACCCAGUGACAUCUUCAAACCCCCCUCUGGGAGUUAUAAACCCAUACGAACUGUGGUGACCAAUGGAAUUGCAGGAAUUGGCAAAACAUUUCUUGUGCACAAGUUUGUGUUGGACUGGGCUGAACGAAGAGCCAAUCAAGAUGUGCAUCUGGUAUUCCCCUUCACCUUCCGCCAGCUGAAUCUGUGGAAGGAAGAAAAAUUGUGUUUGGCAGAACUGAUUCAUCGUUGUAUUACAGAGACCAGAUGCAUCAAGGAAGAAGCUCUUAAUCACAUCUUUACAACUCUGCAGUCAUCGGGAAACACCAACUAUGACAAAAGUAAAUUCAAACUUCUGUUUGUUUUGGAUGGACUGGAUGAGAGCCGCCUUCAACUAGACUGCUCUACCAGUAAAAACCAGGCAGUUAACUUCGAUGUUACAGAGUCCACCUCAGUGGAGAAGCUGCUGACAAACCUCAUCAAGAGGAACCUGCUGCCCUCUGCUCGCCUCUGGAUAACCACACGACCUGCAGCAGCCAAUCAGAUCCAUUCUGAUUUUGUUGAUAUAGUGACAGAGGUCAGAGGGUUCACUGACCCACAGAAGGAGGAGUACUUCAGGAAGAGAUUCAGAGAUGAGGAGCAGGCCAGCAGCAUCAUCUCCCACAUCAAGACAUCACGAAGCCUCCACAUCAUGUGCCACAUCCCAGUCUUCUGCUGGAUCACUGCUACAGUUCUGGAGGAUGUGUUGAAGACCAGAGAGGGAGGAGAGCUGCCCAAGACCCUGACUGAGAUGUAUGCAGAAUUCUUGGUUCAUCAAACAAAGCAGAGGAAUGAAGAAAAAUGUAUCCAGUACAUCAAGUCAUUAGCAAAACUUUCUUUCCACCAGCUGGAAAAGGGCAACCUGAUCUUCUACGAGAAAGAUCUAAAAGAGAGCGACAUAGAUGUCCGGGGGGCUUCGGUGUACUCAGGAGUGUUCACAGAAAUCUUUAAAGAGGAACGGGGGAAGCGGAAGGAGGACGACAAAAUGUUUAGCUUCGUCCAUCUGAGCGUUCAGGAGUUUCUGGCUGCUCUUCAUGUCCGUCUGGCCUUCACCAACUCUGGUGUCAAUCUGCUGGCAAAAGAACAAUCAGUCUCCAAGAAAUCUGAAACAAGAAAACAGAGUUCUGCAGAGACACAUCUCUACCAGAGUGCUGUGGACGAGGCUUUACAGAGUCCAAAUGGACACCUGGACUUGUUCCUCCGCUUCCUCCUGGGUCUUUCACUGCAGAACAAUCAGACUCUCCUAAGAGGACUGCUGACACAGACAGGAAGUAGCUCACAGACCAAUCAGAAAACAGUCCAGUACAUGAAGAAGAAGUUGGAGGAAAAUCUCUCUGCAGAGAAAAGCAUCAAUCUGUUCCACUGUCUGAAUGAACUGAAUGAUCGUUCUUUAGUGGAGGAGAUCCAACAGUCCCUGAGUUCAGGAAGUCUCUCCACAGAUGAACUCUCUCCUGCUCAGUGGUCAGCUCUGGUCUUCAUCUUACUGUCAUCAGAAAAAGAUCAGGACGUGUUUGACCUGAAGAAAUACUCUGCUUCAGAGGAGGCUCUUCUGAGGCUGCUGCCAGUGGUCAAAGCCUCCAACAAAGCUCUACUGAGUGGCUGUGACCUCUCAGAGAGAAGCUGUGAAGCUCUGUCCUCAGUUCUCAGCUCCCAGUCCUCUAGUCUGAGAGAGCUGGACCUGAGUAACAACAACCUGCAGGACUCAGGAGUGAAGCUGCUGUCUGCUGGACUUGAGAGUUCACACUGUACACUGGAAACUCUCAGGCUUUCAGGCUGUCUGAUCACAGAGAAAGGCUGUGCUUCUCUGUCCUCAGUUCUCAGCUCCCAGUCCUGUAGUCUGAGAGAGCUGGACCUGAGUAACAACAACCUGCAGGACUCAGGAGUGAAGCUGCUGUCUGCUGGACUUGAGAGUUCACACUGUACACUGGAAGCUCUCAGGCUUUCAGGCUGUCUGAUCACAGAGAAAGGCUGUGCUUCUCUGGCCUCAGGUCUGAGGUCCAACCCCUCCCAUCUGAGGGAGCUGGACCUGAGUAACAACAACCUGCAGGACUCAGGAGUGACACUGCUGUUUGCUAGACUGGAGAGCCCCCACUGUACACUGGAAAUUAUCAGGCUGUCAGGCUGUCUGAUCACAGAGAAAGGCUGUGCUUCUCUGGCCUCAGCUCUGACCUCCAACCCCUCCCAUCUGAGAGAGCUGGACCUGAGUAACAACAGCCUGCAGGACUCAGGAGUGAAGCUGCUGUCAGCUGGACUGAAGAGUCCCCACUGUACACUGGAAACUUUCAGUCUGUCAGGCUGUCUGAUCACAGAAGAAUGCUGUGCUUCUCUGGCCUCAGCUCUGACCUCCAACCCCUCCCUUCUGAGAGUGCUGGACCUGAGUAACAACAGCCUGCAAGACUCAGGAGUGAAGCUGCUGUCAGCUGGACUGAAGAGUCCCCACUGUACAUUGGAAACUUUCAGGCUGUCAGUCUGUCUGAUCACUAAGGAAGGCUGUGCUUCUCUAGCCUCAGCUCUGACCUCCAACCCCUCCCAUCUGAGAGAGCUGGACCUGAGUAACAACAACCUGCAGGACUCAGGAGUGAAGCUGCUGUCUGCUGGACUGGAGAGUCCCCACUGUACAUUGGAAACUCUCAGGAAACUUCUGAUGACCAUCCCGUUAUUCCCUUCCUCCAUUACCUAUAACCUGCCUACGUAA
Messenger RNA from Micropterus dolomieu (smallmouth bass), 3569 nucleotides. RefSeq names its product NACHT, LRR and PYD domains-containing protein 12-like. The transcript has 11 exons. Bases 255 to 3569 code for a protein of 1104 amino acids. The record is from RefSeq and is a predicted model, not a curated record. Gene Ontology annotation, molecular function: protein binding. NCBI's taxonomy places the organism in Eukaryota, Metazoa, Chordata, Actinopteri, Centrarchiformes, Centrarchidae.